Molecule: messenger RNA, 3876 nt
Organism: Cyphomyrmex costatus
Lineage: Eukaryota; Metazoa; Arthropoda; Insecta; Hymenoptera; Formicidae
Exons: 7
Coding region: 511-3621 (1036 amino acids)
Biological process (GO): regulation of transcription by RNA polymerase II
Cellular component (GO): nucleus
Molecular function (GO): sequence-specific DNA binding; DNA-binding transcription factor activity, RNA polymerase II-specific
Source: RefSeq, a predicted model, not a curated record
UAUAAACCCGGAAACGAAGCGUGUGCGCGUCUCCGUUCAGCGAGAGCGCCGAGAGGAGCUCGUUGUGCGUUAGAGAGAGAGAGAGAGAGAGUAGCAGAGUGUGCGAGUGCGAAUUUAUCGCGGAGUCACUCUCGAGCUCUCGUCCAACUUCCGUUAGAGACGUGCGCGCGUCCGUCCUGACGUCUCUACGCAUAUGUAUGACGUGUGCAUCGCAACGGGCACAGCGACUGCCGCGGCGAUAUACGACGUCGGUCGUCGUGUUCACGUUGAAAUGAGAAAGUUGUUGCCGCUGCGCUGAGAGGAUUGGGAACGCGACGACGCACGCGAACCAGCCAGACGGACAAUUCCCGUACUAAGAGCGGAGGUACGGAGAGACCGAAGGCAGCGACAGUAACAGCGGUACAUUGAGCCGAGUGCGCACGGAGAGUCGUCGUUGGUCGUCCGCUCGUUCCCGUCUACCUGCCUGUACUUACGAGCACUUUACGAGUGUAAUCGUCGAAACUUUGAAAAAUGAAUUUUACACCUUUUCCUGGAUUUACUGGCUCGUUGCCGACCGGUACUGUUCAUCAAUUCGCCACAGCGAAAUUUGCACAGAAUCUUACCACUGGAGGACAGGUGGUGGGAGUUUUAUCCGGUGGUGAAGGUGGAGUUCAUUAUUUGAGGCCGGUUGAUCCGAACGGUUUCGCGGUCGCUCAGAGUGGUAAUAGUCAACAACAACAAAUUAUUACUUUGCCUAUCACUGUCCCGGGAAAGGAUGGUACGCAGCAACAGCAGACUGUCCAGAUACAGGUGGUUAAUCCUAGCGUGGCACAAGGCGGAAAUGGCGAUCAGCCAAAGUAUCAUUUGGCGCCGAUAUCCCUGAGUCAGUUUCCACAGGGAGCAGCUACCGUUCUCACCGUUGCCUACAGUCAACAAGGCGCGGAUGGUGUUCAAAUUCAAGUACAACCGCAAAACACUGUAGCGACUACGCAAACGUCUGAUCAAACGACACAAAGUACGUCUACCGCUGUGACUACCACGUCUCAACAGACCAUUCAACAGACUGUACAACUUCCGGGAGCGCCCGAAGGUCUGACUGUAGUCGCUCAGAUUCCUCAAGACUUGAUUCUACGAGAGAGCAUAGAGGAGUCCAAGGAGGAUAUCAAGGAAGGUACGACACCCGUGGCUCUUAUUAAGCGAGGCGGUGUUAAGAGUCAAGGUAAUCAGAGUGAAGAAUUCAUCACUUCUAUGCCAGCCAGUUGGCAGAGUCUCGCUGCUCCAGGAUCCACAGUUGCGGAUUACCUUUCUAGACUGCCAACAAGUACUUUGCCUCUUAGUUUGCAACAUUUUCUCAAAUUUUCGGCGGAGACUAUUAAAAGAGAAGCUACCAUUGAAUCCAGUCCGCUCGGACCGGAUGGUCUCGAUGCUUCCGGAAGUACAACUACGACAGAUCAAGCUGUGCAGAUUACAGUCGCCGGAGGAGAAACGGCGAUCAUUCCCGAUGUUGUUGAAGAACAGGAGCCAGGAACGAAACCGAAGCGGAAAAAAAAAUAUAAAAAGAAACCACCGAAACCGAAGAAACCAAAACCGGGACAGGUGAGCAUAGUCACCGCUCUAGAUGGUACGACUCUAUUUUGCUGCCCUCAAUGUAACAUGGCAUAUCCGGAGAAGGAAAGUUUGGAGCAGCAUUUGAUUGGACAUAAAAUAGAGAGGAGAUUUAUAUGCGACAUUUGCGGCGCUGGUCUUAAACGAAAGGAACAUUUGGAACGGCACAAGUUAGGCCAUAAUCCUGAUAGGCCUUUCAUUUGUUCCGUUUGCAUGAAAGGUUUUAAACGAAAAGAACACUUGAAUCUUCAUUUUGUUAUACAUUCUGGUCAAAAGACCGAAGUUUGCACCGAAUGCGGUAAGGCGUUCUAUCGGAAAGACCACCUUAGAAAGCACGCGAGAUCUCAUCUUACUAAGCGUGCCAAGGAGGAUCCAUUGAAUACGACGAACGAUUCGACGCAGACUCAAGCGUCGGACACACAAGUGGAGCAGAUACAACAGCCCGAAUUGCAGCAGAUUCAGAUACAAGUAGCACAAGGAUCCCAAGCGCAGAUUCAGAUAGCGGUUAAUGAACAGUCUACUGUAGUUUUGCCUACAGCGGCUGAAACUGGAGCUAUGACUAUGCUUCAUCAUCAGCAGCAACAGCAACAACAACAACAACAGCAGCCGCAGCAACCACAGCAGCAGCAACAAUCGCAACAGACACAGCAGCAGCCACAACCACAGCAGCAACAGCAACCGCAGCAACCACAGCAACAGCAACAGCAUUAUUCCAUGACGCAAAUACACGAAUUCUGCUUACGGUCUGCAAUGAAUUUCCCACCGUUCGGAGGUCACUUCCCUAGCACCAUACCGAGCAUCCAUCAGUUUGCGACCGAUAGCUCGAGUGGUGCAGGUGCGCGUUACGCCAAUCAUUUUCCCAACCAGCCUCCGAUUGGAGUGCCGGUUGUGGGAAAAUACCGUCCCGAGAACAACGGCGUACAGUCGGCUCAGUCGCAAGUGAUGAUGAACAAUAAAACUAGCUAUCCCAACAGUUCUAAUGUUCAUCAUUAUCCCAAUGUGCCGUACACUCAAGCUCAAUCGGUUCAGCAACGACCAGCCAACUCGCCUGGAAUGCAAGAGAAACGAUCGUAUCAUCAGCAAUCCACGGAAACUAUAAAUCAACAAGAUGUUUGCAACCUUCUUCAAGACAAAGACAAGAAUAAGGAAAAGAAGGCUGAGGAGCAACAGCGGAAUGGAGAGACCACUACGAAUGGCACUCAACAGGAUUACACGAUGCACCAACAUCAUCAACAGCACGCUCAUACGCAAACGCCAGCUACCAUGCCCGCAACAUGGCAGUCGCUCGCGACUCCUGGUUCCACUGUAGCUGAUUAUCUCAGUCAUUUGCCAGCUAGCACUUUGCCAUUGAGUUUACAUCAUUUUCUCAAGUAUUCUGCCGAGAGUAUUAAAAAAGAGUCGGAAAUGGCGCAAACAACUUCGGUGGCUGUGGCAACUACAACAACGCCCAAUAUAAUGAUGUCACCGAAUAAUAAAAAGAAGAAAAAGAAGAAGACACCGAAGGAGAAGAAGCCACGUCCGAAACCUGGCGAAAUUCGUUUAACGACAGCGUUGGAUGGUUCGACAUUAUAUUGUUGUCCUGAAUGCCAUAUGGCGUAUCCUGAACGAGAAUUGUUAGAGCAGCACCUUUUAGGUCACACUUUAGAGAGAAGAUUCGUUUGUGACAUAUGUGGCGCUGGCUUGAAACGAAAAGACCAUCUUACGCGUCAUAAACAGAGCCACAAUCCUGAGCGACCUUACGUUUGCACCGUUUGCUUGAAAGCUUUUAAAAGAAAGGAACAGUUAACGCUACAUUUUGUAAUACAUUCUGGGGAGAAGCGACACGUGUGCACUGAAUGUGGCAAAGGAUUUUAUCGGAAGGAUCAUUUACGGAAACAUACCAGAAGUCACAUUGCGAGAAGAGUGAAGGCUGAAUUAAGUCAAAACGCUGGUACGCAACAGAAUCAACAACAAAAUAAUGUUUCGAGUAUGCAAACCACAACCGUUUCAGCGUCAUCUGUUCUUCCGGGUGGACAUCCGGGUUCCCUCCUGUCCUGAGCCCCGCCACCAGGGAACUUCCAGGUUCCCCAUCCAAAUAACAUUCUUCAUACUCAUACAUCGCAUCAUUCGCUACAUCAUCAUCAUUUAACGGCAGUAAAUGUAGCACAUCAAUCAAGCGUCACACCACUCGCUACGUCUGGUCAUUAUCAGUCACAUGAGCUUAACUUUUUGGGGCACGUUAAAGAUUUCUGAGACGAGAAGAGGACCUCGAUGAAGAGGUAACACCAAGAUGCUAAUUAAUUGUCACUAUCA